Messenger RNA from Myzus persicae (green peach aphid), 1964 nucleotides. RefSeq names its product probable cytochrome P450 6a14. Bases 425 to 1963 code for a protein of 512 amino acids. NCBI's taxonomy places the organism in Eukaryota, Metazoa, Arthropoda, Insecta, Hemiptera, Aphididae. The transcript is spliced from 7 exons. Gene Ontology annotation, molecular function: heme binding; iron ion binding; oxidoreductase activity, acting on paired donors, with incorporation or reduction of molecular oxygen. The record is from RefSeq and is a predicted model, not a curated record.
GAUGUUCUCUCUGCGGUGCGCAGUUGUCCGACGACCGACGCCGAGUGUCACGCAAACAUCAGCAGCCGAUAAUAUAAUAGUUUAUACCUAAGUAUAUUUUUUUUUUAUAGUCGAGUUCCGGACGAUUGCACGACGACCGCUCAUUUUUUGCACCAUUAAGACAAGUUUGUGUGCUUACGGUGUAUGAUAUGCGAGCUCAUGGGUUUUAUCUCCGUAUUGAAAACGAACCAAGUUAAUGAUAGUAAUAAUUUUCUGGUAUGUAUUUAAAUUCUCGGAUUUUAAUCGUCAAGUUUAAAACUCAUUUGUUUUGUGACGCGCUUCUGCAGUGAUCGACGGCAAAAUCCAAAGAAGAACGCUACCACAUAAUUACUGUUCAAACUCCAUAGAUUCAAAAACACGACUCACCAAUAUAUAGAGGUGCAUCAUGUUUCCAGCGGCUGUCAUAAUCGUGGCAUGUUGUACGGCAGUGGCUCUUUUCCUGUACAAGUAUACGACUUCCACAUACAAGUAUUGGAAGACGAAGUCAGUGACGUUUGCCACACCCGUACCGCUAUUCGGUAAUAUCAAAGACCAUGUGACGCUAAGAAUGACCCAGGGCGAGUGUUUGAAAAAUAUUUACAAUGAUUUUCCUGGUGAAAAGUUUGUGGGUAUGUACCAGUUACAGACACCGACAUUACUACUCCGCGAUCCAGAAACCAUUCGGCUGUUUCUGGUGAAGAGCUUCUCACAUUUCACGGACAGAGGAUUCUUGUACGACGGUCACAGGGAACCGUUGACCAGACAUUUAGUCAAUUUAGAGGGCGACACAUGGAAGAUUCUCCGACAAAAGCUCACGCCCACAUUCAGCUCUGGUAAAAUCAAAAGUAUGUUAGGACUAUUACAAGGCUGCGGGUUGCAACUUAUUGAGUACAUGGAUGCAACUAUUGAGUCUGGAAAGACAGAAUUCGAAAUUCGUGACCUAACAGCCAAAUUCACUACAGACGUGAUUGGCACGUGUGCGUUCGGACUGGAAUGCAAUUCGCUGAAAGACUCGCAAUCCGAAUUCAGACGGAUGGGAUGUGCGGUGCUCAAUUCUUCCGCGUCUUUAGCGUUGGCUAAAAUGGUCCGAGUGUUCUUCCCAAAACUUUUCAAGGCAUUGAAACUUCGCACGUUCCCGGCCGAAGUACAACAGUUCUUCAUGGGCAUCGUAAAGCAGACAAUCGACUUCCGGAACACCAACCGAGUGCGUCGGAACGACUUCAUACAGCUGUUGCUUGAGAUUAAAAACCAAAAUCACCAUCCACAAAGCGAGAUUAAUUCCAUUGAACUCACCGAAGAGUUGAUCGCCGCUCAAGUGUUCGUGUUCUUCUUGGCCGGCUUCGAGACGUCGUCCACGACACUGAGUUUUUGCUUGCACGAGAUGGCCGUCAACCAGGACAUUCAAAACAGGGUGUACGACGAAAUCAAAAAGACAGCCAAUACGUAUGGACUGCCGUUCUCUUAUGAAGCAAUCUCGUCGAUGAACUACUUAGAACAAUGUCUGAAAGAAACGAUGAGAAAAUAUCCACCAGUACAGGCUUUAGCCCGGGUAUGUACCAAACAAUUCAGGGUUCCCGGAACAAACUUGGACCUGGACGUGGGCACAGCCGUUUUGAUACCAGUGUACGCGAUACAUCACGACCCACAGUACUAUCCGGAACCAGACACCUUCGACCCGGACCGGUUCGCCAAAGACAGCGACGGCGGCGGCGGCGACAAUGGGAGACCCGCUGGGGUUUAUCUGCCGUUCGGCGAUGGCCCGCGCAUAUGCAUAGGUAUGCGUUUUGCCAUGUUAGAAAUGAAACUGGCGAUGGCCCAGUUCCUACACAGCUAUUUGGUGACGCUGAGCGACAAAUCCAGUGCACGCAUCGAGUUCGAACCAGCGUCAUUCCUGUCGUGCCCGAAAGGCGGUAUAUGGUUGAACGUCAAUAAACGUAAAUCAUGAC